This is a messenger RNA of Mycotypha africana, 1637 nucleotides long. RefSeq names its product ATP-dependent RNA helicase HAS1. Gene Ontology annotation, biological process: maturation of LSU-rRNA from tricistronic rRNA transcript (SSU-rRNA, 5.8S rRNA, LSU-rRNA). Gene Ontology annotation, cellular component: nucleolus. Gene Ontology annotation, molecular function: nucleic acid binding; ATP binding; RNA helicase activity. The record is from RefSeq and is a predicted model, not a curated record. The transcript has 4 exons. Lineage: Eukaryota; Fungi; Mucoromycota; Mucoromycetes; Mucorales; Mycotyphaceae. Bases 43 to 1557 code for a protein of 504 amino acids.
GUAACUUUUUAUUCUUUUUUUCCAGAACAUAAUACGGAAAUAAUGAUUGACACAGCAGUAGAGAAAAAGAAGCGAAAGCGCUCCCAUGCUGAUAAGAGAGCUAAGAAGCAGAAGCAUGAAGCAGAAGCAGUGGAAAAAUCACAACUUGAUGAAUCGAAAGAGAACAAUCAAGAGGCGGUAAUCGAUGAAGAAACUUUUUUAAAUGUUAAAUUCGAAGCGCUUGAUUGUCAUGAAAAUACUAAGAAGGCGAUAAAAGACAUGGGGUUCGUCGAAAUGACUCAAGUUCAAGCAAAAACAAUCCCCCCUCUUUUAGAGGGCAAAGAUGUUCUAGGAGCUGCAAAAACAGGUUCCGGAAAAACUCUUGCAUUCUUAAUUCCAACAAUCGAACAUUUGAUUCGCAACAACUUCAAGGCUAGACACGGUACAGGAGCUAUUAUUGUUUCUCCUACUCGCGAGUUGGCCAUUCAGAUUUAUGGCGUUGCUGAGGAGCUCUGCAAAUAUCACUCCAACCUCACUCAUGGGAUUGUUAUUGGCGGUGCUAACCGUAAGGCAGAGUCGGACAAGUUGACGAAGGGUGUCAAUUUAUUAGUUGCUACACCAGGUAGAUUAUUGGAUCAUUUGCAGAAUACACAAGGAUUUAUUUUCCAGAAAUUGCAAACAUUUGUCAUCGAUGAAGCAGAUCGUAUUUUAGAUAUUGGUUUCGAGGAGGAAAUGAAGCAAAUUGUCAAGAUCUUACCCAAGCAACGUCAAACUAUGCUUUUUUCAGCAACACAAACCACCAAAGUAUCUGAUCUUGCACGAGUUUCACUUAAAUCGCCUUUAUAUAUCAAUGUGGAUGAAAAGAAUGAGACUUCAACAGCUGAAGGAUUGGAACAAGGUUUUGUUUUGGUAGAGGCUGAUAAGCGAUUUCUUCUUUUGUUCACUUUUCUCCGCAAAAACCAAAAGAAAAAAGUGAUUGUUUUCUUUUCAAAUUGCAACACAGUUAAAUAUUACGCCGAACUGCUGAACUACAUUGAUCUACCAGUUAUGGAAUUGCACGGCCGUCAAAAGCAACAAAAGCGAAAUUCAACAUUUUUUGAAUUUUCGCAAGCAGAGAAGGGUAUUUUACUAUGUACAGAUGUAGCAGCAAGAGGCCUAGAUAUCCCAGAUGUUGAUUGGGUUGUACAGUUUGAUCCACCAGAUGACCCAAGAGACUACAUACAUCGUGUUGGCAGAACUGCGCGUGCGGGAAGUAAGGGGAAAUCAUUACUAUUUUUACUACCUAGCGAAGCUGGCUUCUUGAAGUAUUUGAAAGAAGCAAAGGUUCCUUUGAACGAAUACCAAUUCCCUGAAAAUAAAAUUGCCAAUGUACAAAGCCAGUUGGAGAAAAUUAUCGAGAAGAACUUUUAUCUUAAUCAAUCUGCACGAGAUGCUUUUAGAUCAUAUUUGCAAGCAUAUGCAACUUUUCAACUCAAGAAUAUCUUCAACGUCGAUAAGCUUGAUCUCAAAAAAGUGGCCAAGUCGUUUGGUUUCAGUGUCCCUCCUAAGGUUAACUUAGCUAUCACAAGCUCAAAAUAAAACAUUUUAAAUAAAGUUAUCAUCAUUGUGCAUAUCAAUUAGCUGCAUUUUUGUUGCUCGGAUAUGAUGAUUAAAUGAAC